UGUGGUGAAGAGCCGACAGACCUGACACACAGACACAGUGUGUGAGCGGCAGGAUGGGCUCCAGCCGCAGCCGCAUGGACGACAUCCCACACGCCCAACAACUCAUCCAUGAGACCGACUUCUCGGCUGCUCACCUCCUCCGUCUGCAUCAGAGAUUCAAGCUCCUGGACAAAUAUCAGACAGGAGAGCUCCGGCCUCGGGAUUUUGGAGCCAUUCCAGCUUUGGCCCUGAACCCCAUUGGUGACCGAAUCAUUGGUGCCUUCUUCUCCCCAGGACAGGAAACACUGGACUUUCCCUCCUUUGUCAGGAUUCUGGCUCAUUUCCGUCCCACAGAUCCAAACCGAAGCAGAGACGGGACGCAGCAGGAACUGGCCAAUAGCAGGACCAGGAAACUGAAAUUUGCCUUCCAGUUGUACGAUCAGGACGGAGAUGGAAAGAUUUCCAGAGCUGAGCUUCUUCAGGUGCUGCGGGCCAUGCUGGAGACGCAGGUGGUGGAGGAGCAGCUGCAGAGCAUCGCAGAACGAGCCAUCCAGGAGGCCGACCUGGACAAAGACGACGCCAUCUCCUUCGAUGAGUUCAGGAGGUCGCUGGAGAAAGUGAACAUUGAUCACAAGAUGAGUAUUCGCUUCCUGAAGUAAAGACGGGACAUCUGCUCAUCUGAGGAAGAAGCAACAACAAGAAAACGAGAAAACAGAAGUUUUGCUUCAGUCCUUUAAAAACCAGCAACACUAUUCUUAAAUUAAUUAUUUGACAAUACAGUGUAUAAAUCCAAGCACAGGACUUCUAUGAUCCACUUUGUUGUACUUCUGUCCCUCUGAUUUAUUCAACAGAGAUCUGUAAACACAUUUCAUUUGUUUGUCUGCAUUUUAAUAAGGAUCAUCAUAGAUUGUCAUUCCAGUGAAAGUGCAGAUUAGUGAGUUGUGUAUUAUUGUUAAAUAACUUUAUUGUCUUUGUUUUCUUGUUCCCAGUCUCUGAAUGUUUCACACACCAAUCCCUGUUUUCAUCAAUAAAUAUUUAUGAAGUCUA
This is a messenger RNA of Solea solea (common sole), 1026 nucleotides long. It is a transcript of the gene chp2, whose product is annotated as calcineurin-like EF-hand protein 2. Lineage: Eukaryota; Metazoa; Chordata; Actinopteri; Pleuronectiformes; Soleidae. Bases 54 to 638 code for a protein of 194 amino acids. Gene Ontology annotation, molecular function: calcium ion binding. The record is from RefSeq and is a predicted model, not a curated record. The transcript has 7 exons.